AUGAAUAGAACCUCGUAUCGCCUCAACGCCCCUCUCGCCGUUUACUACAACAAGACUGCCAUGACAGAAGCCGACGCAUCCUCUGCGCCAACAACAUCCGGCGACGACAUUGAAAUAACCCUCUCGCACCACGGCAAAGCAAUCGCAUUACCUUUUGCACAAGAUGCCACCAUUUCAGAUCUUUCAGAGCGCGUCGCGACAGACUUCUCAAUACCACCCUCGAACCAAAAGUUCCUCGUAGGCGGCAAAAUCGGCCUCCAAAAACCCCCCUUCAAGAAUCCAUCUCUCCCGCUUACAGAGCUCGUCUCGAAGAAGAUAACUCUCAUGGGAAGCACAUCAGAAGCUGUGUCGUCCCUCAAUAACACCAUAACCGCCGCCUCCGCCCCCCGCCGCCCCGGCCCCAUAAAAGCCGCGACCCCAGCCCGAAAUCGAGACUACAAAAAGAUACAGGAGGAGGCGCAAUAUACAUUCCACACUUUGCGGCCGUUGCCCUAUCUGCCGAACCCGGACCGCUCCCUCCGCUUCCUCGAACGCCUCCGCGACGAUGCCGGCAUAAAAGCUGCCAUGCGAACCCAUAAGUUCAGCGUUCCUCUCCUCACAGAAAUGGAUCCCGCCAUGCACACCACAAUGGAGUCCCGCACACUGGGGCUAAACAGAAACCAAGGCGAGGUUAUCGAGCUACGACUUAGGACGGAUGCGUACGACGGAUAUAGGGAUUACAAGACUAUACGCAAUACACUGUGUCAUGAGCUUGCGCAUAAUGUUUGGGGGCCGCACGAUAGGAAUUUCUGGGAGCUGUGUAAGCAGAUUGAACGGGAGGUUGCGAGGGAUGAUUGGAAGAGUGGAGGGAGAAGCGUGGGGGCUGAGGAGUUUUAUAAUCCUGAUGAUGAUGGGGAGCAGGUGCAUGAUCAUGGGGGGUGGACGGGUGGCGAGUUUACCCUGGGGAGUAGUGGGAAAGAGACCGUGGUUAGUAGUGCUGGGAGUGGAAGUGUACAUGCUGGUGCGUUGAGUAGGAGGGAGGUGCUUGCUAGAGCUGCGGAGGAGAGGUUCAAGAAGACGAAGAAAGCGGAGGAUGAGGCCAGUGGGAGCAGUCAGUCUUGA
Alternaria postmessia is the source of this 1101-nucleotide messenger RNA. RefSeq lists its product as uncharacterized. Lineage: Eukaryota; Fungi; Ascomycota; Dothideomycetes; Pleosporales; Pleosporaceae. Gene Ontology annotation, molecular function: protein binding; proteasome binding. The coding region runs from base 1 to 1101 and encodes 366 amino acids. The transcript has 2 exons. The record is from RefSeq and is a predicted model, not a curated record.